Molecule: messenger RNA, 1104 nt
Organism: Brassicogethes aeneus
Lineage: Eukaryota; Metazoa; Arthropoda; Insecta; Coleoptera; Nitidulidae
Source: the annotation of a GenBank genome assembly
AUGAGCAAUUUAGUGUGUAUCCAAGAUUACGAGAAUCAUGCCUACAGUGUUUUGCCCAGAAACGCUUUGGAUUACUACAGAAGUGGUGCUGGUCAGCAGGAGACUCUACUUGAUAACCGAAGAGCUUUCUCUAGAUACAAAAUUCGUCCAAGAUGCCUUCAAGAUGUAUCAAAAAGGGAUCUAAGCACCACCGUGUUGGGACAAAAAGUAUCCAUGCCAAUCGGUAUAGCCCCAACUGCGAUGCAAAGGAUGGCCCAUCCAGAGGGCGAAUGUGCCAAUGUCCGAGCUGCACAGGGUUUAGAAACGGUGUUUACUUUAAGUACCAUUUCAACAAGUAGUAUAGAAGAAGUGGCCCAAGCAGCUCCACGAGCUCUAAAAUGGUUUCAACUCUAUAUUUAUAAAGAUAGACAAUUAACAAAAAACCUCGUCGAAAGAGCUGAAAAAGCUGGUUUUAAAGCUCUUGUUUUAACAGUCGAUGCCCCAUUGUUUGGCUUACGUCUAGCUGAUAUGAGAAAUAAGUUCAGUCUUCCAAGCCAUUUAAGGAUGGCAAAUUUUGAUGGUGAAAAAGCAACAAAAAUAAACAAUUCGCCAGCUAAAUCUUCAGGUUUAAACGAAUACGUUUCUGCACUUUUUGACGCUACUUUGCAAUGGAAGGACAUCGAAUGGCUUAAAAGUAUUACAAAGCUGCCUAUUGUAAUAAAAGGCGUCUUGACUGGAUCAGAUGCCAAAAGAGGAGUUGAAGCCGGAGUGGCUGGAAUUUGGGUCUCCAAUCAUGGUGCCAGACAAGUUGAUGGUACCCCUGCUUCUAUUGAAGCCUUGCCUGAAAUAGUUCAAGCGGUUCAGGGAAAAGCAGAAAUUUACUUGGAUGGUGGUAUAAGAGAUGGUACUGAUGUUUUCAAAGCAAUUGCUAUGGGUGCCCGCAUGGUGUUCAUGGGCAGACCUGCUUUAUGGGGUUUAACUCAGGGAGGUCAGGAAGGCGUUGAAAAUAUUCUAAAAAUUAUUAAGAAUGAAUUUGAACACACUAUGGCUAUAUCAGGUUGUGCUACAAUCGCCGAUAUUGAACCAAACAUGGUUGUACAUGAAUUAUAUUAUUCUAAGCUUUAA